Pyricularia grisea is the source of this 453-nucleotide messenger RNA. RefSeq lists its product as uncharacterized. Bases 1 to 453 code for a protein of 150 amino acids. NCBI's taxonomy places the organism in Eukaryota, Fungi, Ascomycota, Sordariomycetes, Magnaporthales, Pyriculariaceae. The record is from RefSeq and is a predicted model, not a curated record. The transcript has 2 exons.
AUGGCCCAAAAUGUGCAAAUAGCUGGAGUAGAGAACUGCACCGACAGCCACGUUGGCCAUCAAUGGAGGGAGCACGUGCUCCGUCGUCAGCACACCGGGGGUAGUCCCCCGGAGCCAAAGCACGACAUCCUUCAGCUUCGAAGGCGACGCAGCGGCAGCCUCCUGGAGCUGUCGCUGUCGCUCGAGGUGGAUGUUGCGCGCAAAGGCAAGGUAGUCGACCCGCAUGCGGAAGAAGGCCUUUGCCGGAGCGCGAAAGUAAAAGGCGACGGCCUGGGCGGUGAAGGCGCGCAUGCCGGCUGCCGAGGCGGCGGUAGCGGCAUUGCUGCGGGAGUUGUUGUCCAGCGGCUCCACACCAGGCGGCAGGACGGGCAGGACGCCCGUGUUGACUGGCGGAGUUGGCAGCCUAGGGCCGUUGCCGCCGAGGUCGUCAAUCGAGGUCAUAAUCCGACGUAG